AAUUGAUCUGCAUCCCUGGUCGCUGAUCUUCCUCCUCCUUCUCGCCGUCAGAUCCUGCAGAGAUGUCCUUCCCGUCCUCUGGAAAAGUUAUUGUCAAGAACGUUAUCUCGGGCGACACCGUUGUCCUCCGUGGCCGCCCCGUUCAGGGCCCCCCUCCCGAGAAGAUCUUUUCGUUUGCCAACCUCGUUGUUCCCCGCAUCGGCUCGCAGAGAGAGCCCGAGAAGGAGGAGCCUUUUGGAUUCGAAGCUCGGGAGUAUCUUCGACGACUCCUCGUCGGCAAGGAAGUCAACUUCAAGGUCGAGUACACGACCAAUUCUCAACGCGAUUUCGGACACUUGAUCAUCCCGGUUGCCAUCAAUGGCGAGACCAAUGUCUCCCGACUGCUGAUCAAAGAAGGUCUGGCCAAAGCCAAGCCAGUGGAUGGUCGACGGGCCCCCACCGAUGAGCAAAUAGAAUUGCUGGCCCUGGAGGAGACUGCCCGCACUGCCCAAAUCGGCCUCUGGUCUGGAACCGAAGUGACCCGCUCGGUAGAGUACAAUCCCCCAGAAGACGCCCGCCGAUUCCUGGAACAGUAUAAGGGAAAGCCCAUCGACGCGAUUAUCGAGCAAGUUCGAGAUGGAUCUACCUUCCGUGUCUGUCUGCUCCUUUCGGACACUCAGCACCAGCUCAUCACUCUGCAGCUCUCCGGUGUCAAAGCACCCAUCUACCGAAAAGACGUCCCAGGCGUCCCAGACCUCCUCGAGCCCUAUAGUGAAGAGGCAAGGUAUUUUGUGGAGUCUCGUCUGCUGAACCGCGAUGUCAAGAUCCAGCUUGAGGGCCUCUCCAGCCAAAACACCUUCAUCGGCACCGUUCAGUUCCCGAUGGGCAACAUCUCCGAGGCUUUGGUGGCUGAGGGCCUUGCCAAAGUUGUCGACUGGACCAUCACCAUGGUAACCGGUGGCCCACAAAAGCUCCGGGCCGCGGAGCAAAAGGCAAAGGAGCGCAAAGUGCGCCUCUGGAAGGACUAUGUCGCCAAAACCCCCGUCAAAAGCACUGCUGGAUCUGAGACCUCAUUCGACGCCAUCGUCACCCGUAUCCUGACGGCUGACACCGUCCAGGUCGAGAACGUCGCCACCCAUGCCGAGCGAAAGAUCUCGCUCGCCAGCGUCCGACCCCCCAAGCUCAAGGAUGCUAAGGAGCAAUACUUUGCCGUCGAAGCCAAGGAGUUCCUGCGCUCCCGUCUGAUCGGCAAGCAGGUUCACAUCAACAUCGACUACAUCAAGCCCGCCGAGGGCGAGUUUGACGAGCGACACUGUGCUACCAUCCGAUCCGGAAAUACCAACAUUGCCGAGGCCCUGAUCACCAAGGGCUUGGCCUUUGUAAUGCGCCACCGCAAGGAUGAUGACAACCGUGCUUCGGCCUAUGACCAGCUCCUUCUCGCCGAGGAGAAGGCCCUGGCUGCUGGCAAGGGUGUGCACGCCAUCAAAGUCGCUGAGGAGCGUGCUGCCAACGGUGGCCCCGUCAAGGAGCUGCCGACCUACCGCGAGCCAAUCAACGCAUCCGAGAGCGCCGCCAAAGCCAAGCAGUUCUUUGCUUCGCUGCAGCGGGCUGGCCGAGUCGCUGGUGUUGUCGAGAACAUUGCCAGCGGAUCCCGAUACCGUAUCUUUGUUCCCAGUCAAAACAUCAAGAUUACUCUUGUUCUGGGCGGCCUGCGUGCACCCAGAGCCGGUGGACGCCCCGGCGAGACAGCCGAGCCGUUUGGAAACGAAGGUCUGGAGCUGGCUAUGAAGAAGCUCUUCCAGCGCGACGUGCAGUUCCAGGUCGAGUCGCAGGACAAGGUCGGUGGCUUUAUCGGCUCUCUGUUCCUGACCACCGGAUCUGGCGCACAGGCCAAGACCGAGAACGUUGCUUCCCUGAUUCUGGAACAAGGCUUUGCCCGUGUCCACGAGUACAGUGCUCAACAGAGCCCCUUUGGUCGCGAGUUGAUCGAAGCCGAGCAGAAGGCCAAGGAUGCUCGCCGAGGCCUGUGGAGCUUGGAGAAGAACUGGGCCCAGGAGGUUCCCGAAGAGACUGCUGCGGCCACUGUUACCGAGUCUCGGGAUCUUGUAGUGAGCGAGAUCCUCGGUCGCGGAACGCUAUAUGUUCAAGUGCUGAACAACGAGAUCCAGAGACUGGAGAAACUGAUGAACGACCUGGCAACCUAUCAGAGCAGGGCUCCUGCCUCUGCCAGUGCCGGAUACACCCCCAAGUCGGGCGAGCUCUGCAUCGCCAAGUCGGCAGCCGACCAGGGCUGGUACCGCGCUCGCAUUCGCCGAAUCAACCCGGACCGAUCUCUCCACGUUUUUUACAUCGACUACGGCAACACCGAGGACCUGCCUUUCUCAAACGUGCGUCCUCUCGUCGCUCCCUUUGGCAUCCAAGACCUGAAGCCCCAAGCCCAGGAGGCCCGUCUGGCCUAUCUGCGUGUGGCCGAGCUUGGCGAGGACUGGGGCCACGAGGCCCGCGAUUUCCUGACUGAAGUUGUCCAGGGCCGCACUGUGCAUGCCAAGAUACUGGGCAACGUCGCCAGUGCAGUUGGAAGCGGUACUGCGCUGAACGUCGUUUUGUAUGAACGCAGCGACAGCAAGAUCAGCAUCAACGAAGACCUGGUGUACGAGGGUCUGGCAACGGUUUCGAAGGAUAUCGUCAAGAAGUACCACCGCGACCGCGCUGCUGGCUCCAAGAACGAGGUUUUGGACAGCCUUCUGGAUGCACAGGACAAGGCUAAGAGGAGCAGGGUCAACAUGUGGCGAUACGGCGACUUUACUGAAGACGACGAGCUCUAGAUCCGAAGAACCCCAUAUCAACUUUGAUGGCGUCGCCAGUCCGGACCGUGCUUGAAUGAGAGGGAGGGGCGAGAGGGCGGGCGUGUAAGUUGCAUCCCCCCCCCCGCAAAACGUUUGUGACCAUGUGGAUGAACUCGGCAUACCAAGCUGGCAGCACGGCCCAAUACAGCUCAGUUGAGGAACGUACCAACCAAG
Messenger RNA from Polychytrium aggregatum, 2999 nucleotides. RefSeq lists its product as uncharacterized. The coding region runs from base 63 to 2804 and encodes 913 amino acids. Gene Ontology annotation, molecular function: nuclease activity; RNA binding. The record is from RefSeq and is a predicted model, not a curated record. Gene Ontology annotation, biological process: mRNA catabolic process; regulatory ncRNA-mediated gene silencing. The transcript is spliced from 8 exons. Lineage: Eukaryota; Fungi; Chytridiomycota; Chytridiomycetes; Polychytriales. Gene Ontology annotation, cellular component: nucleus; RISC complex; cytosol.